Sorex fumeus (smoky shrew) is the source of this 4357-nucleotide messenger RNA. It is a transcript of the gene MMP16, whose product is annotated as matrix metallopeptidase 16. The coding region runs from base 1 to 1824 and encodes 607 amino acids. Gene Ontology annotation, biological process: collagen catabolic process; proteolysis; skeletal system development. Gene Ontology annotation, cellular component: extracellular matrix. The record is from RefSeq and is a predicted model, not a curated record. The transcript has 10 exons. NCBI's taxonomy places the organism in Eukaryota, Metazoa, Chordata, Mammalia, Eulipotyphla, Soricidae. Gene Ontology annotation, molecular function: metalloendopeptidase activity; zinc ion binding.
AUGAUCUUACUCGCACCCUGCACUGCAAGACGGUUGGAUUUCGUGCAUCACUCGGGGCUCUUCCUCCUGCACACCCUGAUCUGGAUUGUCUGCGCGAGCGUCUGCGGAACGGAGCAGUAUUUCAAUGUGGAGGUUUGGUUACAAAAGUACGGCUACCUUCCACCGACUGACCCCAGAAUGUCCGUGCUGCGCUCUGCGGAGACCAUGCAGUCCGCCCUAGCUGCCAUGCAGCAGUUUUAUGGCAUUAACAUGACAGGAAAAGUGGACCGCAACACUAUUGACUGGAUGAAGAAGCCUCGAUGCGGUGUUCCUGACCAGACAAGAGGCAGCUCCAGAUUUAAUGUUCGUCGGAAACGAUAUGCAUUGACGGGACAGAAGUGGCAGCACAAACACAUCACCUACAGUAUAAAGAACGUGACUCCGAAAGUAGGAGAUCCUGAAACCCGCAAAGCUAUCCGGCGAGCGUUUGAUGUGUGGCAGAAUGUAACGCCUCUGACAUUUGAAGAAGUUCCCUACAGUGAAUUAGAAAAUGGCAAACGUGAUGUGGAUAUAACCAUCAUUUUUGCUUCUGGUUUUCAUGGUGACAGUUCUCCCUUUGAUGGAGAAGGAGGGUUUUUGGCACAUGCCUACUUUCCUGGACCAGGAAUUGGGGGAGAUACCCAUUUUGAUUCCGAUGAACCAUGGACGCUUGGAAAUCCUAAUCAUGACGGAAAUGACUUAUUUCUUGUAGCUGUUCAUGAACUGGGACAUGCUUUGGGACUGGAACAUUCCAAUGACCCCACUGCAAUCAUGGCUCCAUUUUACCAGUACAUGGAAACUGACAACUUCAAACUACCUAAUGAUGAUUUGCAGGGGAUCCAGAAGAUAUAUGGUCCACCUGACAAGAUCCCUCCACCUACGAGGCCUCUCCCCACAGCGCCCCCACACCGCUCUAUUCCUCCCGUGGACCCCAGAAAGAACGACAGACCCAAACCCCCCAGGCCUCCCACCGGCAGGCCUUCCUAUCCCGGAGCCAAACCCAACAUCUGUGAUGGGAACUUUAACACUCUGGCUAUUCUUCGACGUGAGAUGUUUGUUUUCAAGGACCAGUGGUUUUGGCGAGUAAGAAACAACAGGGUGAUGGAUGGAUACCCCAUGCAAAUUACUUACUUCUGGAGGGGUUUGCCUCCUAGUAUAGAUGCAGUUUAUGAAAACAGCGAUGGGAAUUUUGUCUUCUUUAAAGGAAACAAAUAUUGGGUAUUCAAGGACACAACUCUUCAACCCGGUUACCCUCAUGACUUGAUUUCUCUUGGAAGUGGGAUUCCACCACACGGUAUUGACUCAGCCAUUUGGUGGGAGGACGUUGGCAAAACCUAUUUCUUCAAGGGGGACAGAUAUUGGAGGUAUAGUGAAGAAAUGAAAACCAUGGACCCUGGCUAUCCCAAACCCAUCACAGUCUGGAAAGGCAUCCCUGAAUCUCCACAGGGAGCCUUUGUACACAAAGAAAAUGGCUUUACGUAUUUCUACAAAGGAAAGGAGUAUUGGAAAUUCAACAACCAGAUACUUAAGGUCGAACCUGGAUAUCCCAGAUCCAUCCUCAAGGAUUUUAUGGGCUGUGAUGGACCGACAGACAGAGAUAAAGAAGGGCACAGCCCUCCAAAUGAUGUAGACAUUGUCAUCAAACUGGACAACACAGCCAGCACUGUGAAAGCCAUAGCUAUCGUCAUCCCCUGCAUCUUGGCCUUAUGCCUCCUUGUAUUGAUUUACACUGUGUUCCAGUUCAAGAGGAAAGGAACACCCCGCCACAUACUGUACUGUAAACGUUCUAUGCAAGAGUGGGUGUGAUGUAGGGUUUUCUUCCCUUUCUUUCUUUUCCAGGAGUUUGUGGUAAACUUGAGAUUCAAGACAAGAGCUGUUAUGCUGUUUCCUAGCUAGGAGCAGGCUGGUGGCAGCCUGGUUCGGGGCUGACCUUGCAAACCCAGAGAGUUGAUAGUCCUGUACACGAGUGGAGACUCGCUCGUGGGGAAGCUUCCAUGAUGCACAGUAUCUGCCGUUCCUCAGUCCUUCUUUGUCUUUCUUUGUCAUUCAGUUAUAGGCCUUUCCUCUGCACGCUCAAUGCCCAGUCAAUUUUCAGGAUUAACUAAAGAAGAGGAAGAAAAAAAAAGAAGAAGAAGAAGAAAAGAUUCUUCUUAAAGCUUUCUUUGAUUAUUUUUCUUCAGAAGUCUGAGCCCAUUUUCGGGGAGAAUAAUGCAAAAUGGAAAACCCACAUUUUUUUUUAACUUUUGCUUAAAAGCAAAGGAAAACAAAUGAAAACGGUUAAACAACAAACUCACAUUUGAACUUUCAGAGAAGUGAAGACCCAAAACAGCUUUGUCUCCAAAGAAGAUAGCUCUCUUCCUGCUCCAGGAAGCCUAGUACACUUCGGAUUUGUCAGGUGGGAGAUACGGAAUACACACGCAGGACUUCAGACUGUUGGGACAGCCAUUUUCCAACAAACAAGGGGCCAAAAUAUCUGCAAUAUAGUAACAGCCUUAAUAAUACAUCCAUUUUUCGUUUUCUACAGCUGUUCUCAGCUACGUCCUCAAUGUCGCAUCACAUUUCUACUCAUAGUUAAAUUCAGACUGGACCUUGACAUUGUUAUGAAGUGUUUCUCAAUUCCUUCCUGCCACCUUCCCAAGACAUCCUUGUGAUACUCUCCCCAAGUUGUAUUAGGCCAUUGCCCCAGGCCUUCCGCGGGUCUGUCAGGAAUAUUCAUGACAAGCAGAGCAAGAAGCAGUAUGUCUCUAAUGUGGUUUAAGUGACAGUUAUUUUCCAAGGAUAUGUGAUACUGGUAAUACAUUGGUGUAACCCUUUGAGAACUAUCAGUGCAGCUUUCAGAGUCUUAGGAUCGCUGUCUGGUAAAUCAGCAAGCUGGGCAAUGGUAAAAACAGGAAAGGGUUCGAGAAGUUCAGGUUUUUAAAACAGAUAUAACCCCAUGUAAUUUUUAAGUGGUUUAUGGUACUACAUAAAUGCUUUUUUUAACAAAAAGAAAUGAUGUUACUUGCCAACAACUUUCCUGGCAAAUAAAAAAGUAUUUUAUUAAGUAUCUUGUAAGAGUGAAAUUUUAUUUAAACAACUGACGAUAAGAGCCUGCCUUUUUAUUCCCUUCUACAUUUUGAAUUUCAGUUUUGAAGUCCACUGCAUGAAUGUCGAUUUCCCUUGGUACAUGCAGUUAGCAUUGCCAUUUUAAAACGAUGACUCUGAGAUUUGCAUGAGUAUCCUUAAGUGCGUUAACUAUUGCAUGUCAGCCAUAGUUCUCAAAGGGUUAAUGUGGCUUCUGGCAUUUAGCCAUCUAUUGGGAUCACUGACAGAGCCAAGAGACCACCAAAGCAUUUCAUUGUUGAGUGUAAUUUGUCAUUACAGCAGUAUUGUCAUUUCCUUGUGACCUGCAGAGCGGGUUUGUAUCAAUAUUUUUUUCCUAGAGAAAAGUCAGCAACUGACAGACCUCUAUUGAUUUCGAGGAGCUGCUUCUUGCAGUGAGAGGCUUUCCAGCCGCUGGGCUGUGAACUUAUUAGAGAUGGUCAGAAGGAAUGCACCCCCGAGUGGGACAUUGGCUUUUUGGGAAAGCCAGCUUUUGAGGGGAUUAGCUUUUGAAACAAUGAACAGCUUGCCUUGAACUUGACUAUCGAUCUGUUGACUGUCAUUAACAACAACUUAAACAUUGUCUUCUGUGAAAAUUUUUUCUUGAAGAGUCCUCUUCUAUGUCGUUGCCCUUUGACCUUUAACUUGCAAACUGGCACAAACCGAAAGAAAUCUGGUGUGGUUUCUCCAUUGGAUUGGUAAUUGUUCUCAGAAAACCUUGUAAGCCUGAGCUGUUUCCUUAGAGCGGAGACAGAGUGCCAUGGGGUUCACUGGAUGGACACUUUGCUUUCUACAUGCACACUCGGAAAACGCCCGAUAGGUAGAAGUCACUUUUAAUUUUCCUUUAGUAUAAUUUCGAGUCUAUAUUCAUCAUUUUGUUACAAAUAUAAAACUAUGGGAGAAAAAAAAAACCUCAAAAUACUUGAACGGCCAGCGUGGCUUUUAUAUAAAGCAGGAAUUUUAUACUAUUGAAAAUUUCUUACUCAUUUGCUAAGAAUACACAUUUCCAGAUGAUUUUUAAUGAGUGUAGGUGUACAUUCUUAUUUGGAAAUGGAAUAGUUCGGCUGCCUUGAAUUUAUAUUUAUACUCAACAUAGCAUGAGAAUUCGAAUGUCUUUCGGUUGAGCUACAUGUUUAUGAAUUGGUUUGGGAAAACGUUUUGUAAAUCCUGGGUGGCAUGCUAAAAAGCCUUGCAGAAUGUUACUUCUUACAACCUGCACAUACAUAAUGUAAAACUGGGGAGGGGGCUAACUAUCACU